Molecule: messenger RNA, 3413 nt
Organism: Manacus vitellinus (golden-collared manakin)
Lineage: Eukaryota; Metazoa; Chordata; Aves; Passeriformes; Pipridae
Gene: KCTD9
Product: potassium channel tetramerization domain containing 9
Biological process (GO): protein homooligomerization; intracellular signal transduction
Molecular function (GO): protein binding
Source: RefSeq, a predicted model, not a curated record
GGCGCUUCCGGGUGUUGUGGCGGCCCCGGCGCGGCGGGCGCAGCAUGAGGCGGGUGACGCUGUUCGUGAACGGCAGCGCCCGCAACGGCAAGGUGGUGGCUGUGUAUGGGACCCUCUCAGAUUUGCUCUCUGUGGCCAGUAACAAGCUUGGAAUCAAAGCCACCAGUGUUUACAAUGGCAAAGGGGGACUCAUUGAUGACAUUGCUUUGAUCAGGGAUGAUGAUGUUUUGUUUGUCUGUGAAGGGGAGCCCUUCAUUGAUCCUCAGACUGAUGGGAGAGCUCAGGAGGAGCUGACAGGGUCCCACACAGACUGGCUGACACUCAAUGUGGGAGGCAGAUACUUCACCACUACAAGGAGCACUUUGGUUAACAAAGAACCUGACAGCAUGUUGGCCCACAUGUUUAAAGAUAAAGAUGCUUGGGGGAACAAGCAGGAUCAUAGAGGAGCAUUCCUAAUUGACCGCAGUCCUGAGUAUUUUGAGCCCAUUUUGAACUAUUUACGUCACGGACAGCUCAUUGUAAAUGAUGGCAUUAAUUUGCUAGGUGUCCUGCAGGAAUCCAGGUUUUUUGGUAUUGAUUCACUUAUUGGACACCUGGAAAUAGCCCUGAAGGGAAUUUGUUGAGACCUGAAUGCACCUGCCCUGCUCUUGCAGGGGAUGUGUAAUUUCGUGCCGUCUGUGUCAGCUGUUGAACAACAUUCCCAACAGAAUUCCCAGCCAGCUGAGGAUCACUCUCCCAUCUCGAAGGAGUUUGUCUGGUUCCUGCUGGCAACACCCACCAAGUCCGAGCUGCGCUGUCAGGGCCUGAAUUUCAGUGGAGCGGAUCUUUCCCGCCUGGAUCUUCGCUACAUCAACUUCAAGAUGGCCAAUCUGAGCCGCUGCAACCUGGCCCAUGCCAACCUGUGCUGUGCCAACCUGGAGAGGGCUGACCUGUCAGGCUCUGUGCUGGAUUGUGCCAACCUCCAAGGGGUGAAGAUGCUGUGCUCCAACGCGGAGGGAGCGUCCCUGAAAGGCUGCAACUUUGAGGACCCAUCAGGCCUUAAAGCUAAUCUGGAAGGUGCCAACCUGAAAGGAGUGGACAUGGAGGGCAGUCAGAUGACAGGAAUUAACCUCCGAGUCGCGACGCUGAAAAACGCCAAACUAAAGAACUGUAACCUCAGGGGAGCAACGUUGGCAGGAACUGAUUUGGAAAAUUGUGACCUAUCAGGUUGUGACCUCCAGGAAGCCAAUUUGAGGGGCUCUAACGUGAAAGGAGCCAUCUUUGAAGAGAUGCUGACCCCCCUGCACAUGUCCCAGAGCGUCAGAUAGGGAAGAGAACACGUCAGAGAGGAAGGAAUCCAAACAUCUGUCGUGACUUUCUUCACCUCCUCCCCUUCCUGAGUUAGAAGUAAUGGUUAUUAGACAACUUCCAUUUGCAGUAGUGCCUAAGUAGGCUCUCUUUGAUCACUUUUGGGGAGGGAAUUUUUGUUUCAGAGGUGGAAACAGAGAGUUUCUUCCUUUGUGAAGAGAGUGAGGAAGUGGGCUGGUUCUGAAAGCAGAAAGUGGGGCUGGUUUGGGGGGGAGGGUUCAAGACUUUCAUUGUUUAGCAUUGCCUCACUUUGGAAUGCAUUUUAAUUUAUAAAGCACAAUAUAUGCAAUUCUAUUUAUUAAAUCUGUAGCUGCAAUAUGAAUAGAAAAUGUUAUUCCUGUAUAGUAGCAAACAAAGUUCAGGUUUACAGGUAGACAAGUGUAUUUACAGUCAGUGUCUUCAUUCCUGCAGGGUGUUAAUGCCAGGGGUGGUCACACAGUGCCCACAGGAUGUGUUCAGGUCUCUGCUGGGGUGGAAACAGUGGGGAACUGUCCUCAGAGGUCCUAAAUUGCUGUGGAGUUGGAGUGCAGGGUUAGAGCAGCUUUAUCCCCUCAAAUGUGCAGAGGAAGCUGCUGCCCCUGCAGGGACCUGCCCACAGCCUGGAUUGAGUUCCCCCUAGGAGAUCCCUGGGCAGAAAUGGGCUGUCUUAGUUAAUCCUCUCCAAAUGAGUGUGGAAUUGCACUAUCAAUCCCAGCUGGGAAGAAAAACUCCCCUGAUUCCACAUGUCCUGGCCACUCCAGACUGGAGUUCCUGUAGCUUUUUCCUUCUUUGUUGGGAAUUCAACGUACAGAGACAAACACAGAAGUGUCCCCAAAGCAGAGAGAAGCUCUGGGGCCACAGCACCUGCUCUCCCCUCCUCUCAUCCCUUCAGGAGAUGAAGAAAUGGCCCUGUUUCCCCUCAAUGUACUAUGCAAAUCCUCCUUGAAAGCAUGGGCAUAAUCCCAUUUCCCAGCCAGAUCCACUUUGGGCUGCCUAAAGUGGCUGUAAAAGCAUCUUGCCUGGGGCCAAGUGCCCCUUCCACACUUCCUUUACCUGUGGAAAAAAGCAGGGGAAGCUGUUUUUUGUGUGAGCCUCCCUUCCUGUGGGGCUGCCCCUCAGCAAAGGAGCUGCAGGAUCUGGGUAGUUUUCUCAGCUAACAUUUCUUUUUAGACACAAUCAAAAAGCACACGAAGAAACUAUACCAAAAAAAAUAGAAAAAAGGUGCAGCAAGAACUUACCUCAGAUGCUUAAACCACCCCAAAGUUCAGACUCACCUUGAAUCCUAAGGAAAUACAGCUGUUACAGUACAAAUACACAGGAAGAACCAGUGGAUCCCAAAACUUGGAGGGUGGUUGGAGUGUCCCAGGAGUUGGAGUUCCACAGUUCCUCAGUGGGUUGUGUCUCACUUUGCAGUGCAAUUUCCUGUCCUCCAGGCUUCUUGUCUCAGUUUGUUUGUUCCAAAAAUGCUGCUUUGCCACCAAUCUGGGAAGAUCAGUGAUUAUUCUGGAUCAGGAUAUGAUUGGGUUUGGGGGGGGGGAAUUGCAGGAUUCUCCCUUAUUUUCAAGUUGGCUCGACUCAGGCGUGUGACAUGAACAUCCAGGACUCAAAAUCCCGGGCUCAUGUGGUUCAGAAUUGGGAUUAUUUCCUCCAGAUCCCUCUGGAUCAGGCUCUAGGACACCACCAGAUCCUUGGUGAAGUGACCUAUAGAUUGAAGGGAAAUAUUCCAGUGUGAUUUUGGAGUCCUUUCUCCCACCUCAAGGCUUUCAGUGGGGAGUGAUGUGUGUGUUGCAGUAGGAGAAGAUUCCUAGGGCUAGAGAAAUAAAUGAAUUAUUUUUCUUUAUCAUAUUUUGUAGCUGGCAGAAGUAAAAUAUUGUAUGGGGGGGAAAAAUACUCUAUUUUCAUAAUCACUGUGUAUAAAAAUCUAUUUGAACUUUCACUGGAGCACUGUUGAAUAAUCACAGCACGUGGCAUCAUCAUUCACAGCUGAAUUCAAGGUACCUCUUUUGCUAUCACAGAGCUGGAUGAGGAGCCCAAAGUGGCCUGUGCAGAAAUUCCAGCCUAAUUUAAGUUGCAUUAAUAAAAGUGUG